GCAGCAAGGGCACAUUAUAGUCAUCAACCAUACAGCCAUCAGAACAGAUACGAUGCCAACAACAUGGAUCUCUGAGGCAAACCAUCAUGGACCAUAACACAUCUUCGCCCGUCAUCAAGGAGGGCCACGUCCCCCAAGUGUACCGGACUGCUAGCCUAGUGUUUUACGGCAUUAUCUUCGUCAUAGGCACAGUGGUCAACCUGACUGCCCUCUGGGUCUUUGCCUUGACCACUAAAAGACGUAACUCCAUUACUGUUUACAUGAUCAAUGUCGCUUUAGUGGACUUGGUAUUUAUCUUACUGCUGCCUUUUCGAAUGGUCUACUACAGUCAAGACUACUGGCCCUUUGGAGAUGUGUUCUGCAGGAUUAACGCCGCACUGACGGUGCUCUAUCCCUGCCUGGCCUUGUGGCUCUUUGCCCUCAUUAGCACAGAUCGCUAUGUGGCCAUAGUGCAGCCGCGACACACCCGAGAACUAAAAAGUGUCCGUAAAGCCUUGCUGUCCUGUGCGGGAGUCUGGAUCAUGACCCUGGGCAGCAUAGCUCCGCUUGUUCUCCUGGAAGAAGACCCUGACCGCAACACAAACUAUACCACUUGCAUCAAGAUGCACGACAUCAUCUACUUGCGCCGAGACAAUCCAGUCCACUUCGCACGUAUUGUCUUCUUCUUCCUGGUGCCGGUGUGCAUCAUGGUGGGCUGUUAUAUGAUCAUCGUGGACAACCUUAUCCAUGGACGCACGUCCAAACUGAAGCCCAAAGUCAAGCAGAAGUCCAUCCGGAUCAUCAUCACACUGAUCGUUCAGGUGCUGGUGUGCUUUGUGCCUUUCCACAUCUGUUUUGUUUCCAUGCUGCUGGCCAGCAGUGAGAGGGGUUACAACACCUGGGGGGCCUUCACCACCUUCCUGAUGAACGCCAGCACAGUGCUGGACAUCAUACUCUUCUACAUUGUGUCGAAGCAGUUUCAGGACCGUGUGAUCAGCGUGAUCUUGUACAGAAACUACCUGAGGAGCGUUCGUAGGAAGAGCCGUCACACCAACAGCAUUCGCUCGCUCAGCAACCUGAACAGUGCCAUGAUCUGAGGAAUAAUACAGCUGACGGAAGCAAUGUAAACGGAAUGCAAACAUGUUCAUUUUUGCAAUUAAAUUACAGAAUAAGAUUUAAAUUGCAGAAAAAA
This is a messenger RNA of Sinocyclocheilus rhinocerous, 1171 nucleotides long. Its product is annotated as N-arachidonyl glycine receptor-like. Gene Ontology annotation, molecular function: G protein-coupled receptor activity. The transcript is spliced from 2 exons. Gene Ontology annotation, cellular component: plasma membrane. The record is from RefSeq and is a predicted model, not a curated record. Lineage: Eukaryota; Metazoa; Chordata; Actinopteri; Cypriniformes; Cyprinidae. Bases 87 to 1076 code for a protein of 329 amino acids. Gene Ontology annotation, biological process: phospholipase C-activating G protein-coupled receptor signaling pathway; positive regulation of Rho protein signal transduction.